Molecule: messenger RNA, 657 nt
Organism: Entamoeba nuttalli P19
Lineage: Eukaryota; Evosea; Mastigamoebida; Endamoebidae
Product: ATP synthase (E/31 kDa) subunit protein
Exons: 1
Coding region: 1-657 (218 amino acids)
Biological process (GO): proton transmembrane transport
Cellular component (GO): proton-transporting two-sector ATPase complex, catalytic domain
Molecular function (GO): proton-transporting ATPase activity, rotational mechanism
Source: RefSeq, a predicted model, not a curated record
AUGUCAGUUGAAAGAAAGGAGGCUCAGUUGAAAAAACAAAUUGAAUAUAUUCACCAAUCUGCAGAAUCAAAGAGAGAUGAAAUUAUAUCAAGUGCUAAUCAAGAAAGUGAAAAAGAAAAAAAUAAUAUAAUAGAAAAAGAAAAAGCAAAGAUAGAUUUAGAAUUUAAUAAGAAACUUAAAGAGGCAGAAACAAAAAAGAAAAUCUCACAUUCACAAGAACUUUCUGCUGCUAGACUUCAAUUAUUAAAAGCAGAAGAUAUUCAUAUUCAAUCAUUAAUGACAGAAGUACGUAAUAAAUUAAUAAAAUCAACACAAGAAAGUAAUUAUCCAGAAAUACUCAUGAAAUUAAUUCAAGAAGGAAUUAAUAAAUUACAAGAUAAUAACGUCACUAUUCGGUGUGUUGAACGUGAUAUUAAAUUAGUUGAAAAAACCGUUAAACAAAUAAAUAAAGAACACCCAAAAAUGAAAAUUGAUAUUGACACUAUGUUUUAUUUAGAAGAAUCUGUUAUUGGUGGUGUUACUGUUGCAUCAUUAGGUGAUAGAAUUAUUUGUAAUAAUACAUUAGAACAUCGUAUGAAUCAGGCAUUAGCUAUAGCACUUCCAUUAAUAAGAAAGACUGUUUUCCCUUCCCUUAAGACGCAAAUACCCAUUCAAUAA